Molecule: messenger RNA, 468 nt
Organism: Darwinula stevensoni
Lineage: Eukaryota; Metazoa; Arthropoda; Ostracoda; Podocopida; Darwinulidae
Source: the annotation of a GenBank genome assembly
AUGUAUAUGUGUUACUUGGCGAUGGUGACGAUGUUCUUCGUGGCAAAUGUGGCAAAUAAUUACGCACUAAGAUUUAAUCUAUCGGUGCCCUUAUUUCUCAUCUUCCGCUCUGGCUCCCUGUUGACCAAUAUGAUCCUGGGUAUAAUAAUCCGGAAAAGACGCUACACCGUGAACAAGUACAUCUCGGUUGCCAUGGUGACAGGAGGAGUUUUCAUGUGCACGUUCGCUUCAGGUCACUAUAUAGCCAAUGACAUUGAACAAUCAGCAGGAGCAACUCCAGUUGACUUUGCUUCCUGGCUUACAGAUGGUCAUGCUUCCACUGGUGGUAACUUCAACCGGAAAUCUGAAGACCGUCGUGGCUGUCGGGAGAGAGAGACAUUGCACGCAAGUGGGAUCGGAGUGCCCUCCGAGAACAGCACAAAAACGCGGUUUGGGGGUGGAACGACUCGCCAUAUGCGCUGUAAUUGA